This is a messenger RNA of Bactrocera neohumeralis, 1028 nucleotides long. Its product is annotated as serine protease easter-like. The record is from RefSeq and is a predicted model, not a curated record. Bases 75 to 1028 code for a protein of 317 amino acids. The transcript has 3 exons. Lineage: Eukaryota; Metazoa; Arthropoda; Insecta; Diptera; Tephritidae. Gene Ontology annotation, molecular function: serine-type endopeptidase activity. Gene Ontology annotation, biological process: proteolysis.
UACAUAAGUAAACCUUAGAGUCUAAAAUUUUUGGAAUUUAUAAGAAGAUUAUUCUUCGAAAAAUACAUGGCCUGAUGAUUAUAUUGGCAGUAAUUAUUUUAUUUUUCUGCGGUAUUUUUCCGACGGAAAAGUUAUUGGUUCAUUGCAAUAGUUGGAUUGAUCUAGCAAAUACCGCAAUUUUGCCUACCCAAAAACAAUGUGGCAAGGUCGGUAUAUCGAAUCGUAUUAUGGGCGGCGGCGAGACCUAUAUUGAUGAAUUUCCCUGGACAGCGUUACUUCUAUACAAAAACGAAAGCUCCGGCGAAUUGGGUUCACUUUGCAUGGGUUCACUGAUUAACCAAUAUUACGUGAUCACCGCAGCACAAUGCGUAAGCGAGGAUAAGAUUAAAGCUGAUAUAACCUUGCAGGGGGUGCGCUUGGGCGAAUGGAAUAUUGUAACCAAAACGGAUUGUGAAAAUUCUCAAAGUGGCCGUGAAUUUUGUGCUCCACCACCUGAGGAAAGAGGCAUCGCUAAUAUAAUAAUACAUCCGAAGUUCAACCCAAGGAAGAUGACUAAUGACUUAGCCUUGAUACGUAUGACCAAAAAAGCCGAAUAUACAGAAUUCGUUAGUCCCAUAUGUCUACCGCUACAAAAGGGCCAACAGUAUUUAGGCUAUGCUAAUAGCACAGCGGAAAUCUCGGGUUGGGGUGAAAAUAAAGCAGCUGCGCGUAGUAGAACUAAAACAAAGGCAAGGGUAAAAAUACUAAAUCUCAUCGAUUGUGUGGAUACUAUUACUCGCAGUGGGGGCUAUGGUUACACCUAUUCAUCUUUUCUGCAAACUUGUGCUAUGGGUGAUGGUAUAGCGGCCUGCAAACUUGAUACCGGUGCUCCGCUUAUGGUUCAAGAUACGAAAAAUAAAAUUACUUCGUAUUAUUUGAUCGGGGUGUUCUCAAGCGUGGAAGGCACAUGUGAGCUGAGGAACUCACCAAAUAUAUAUACACGUAUUUAUCCACAAAUCGAUUGGAUUCAAAAAGUCGUUAAUUCGUAG